Ornithodoros turicata is the source of this 898-nucleotide messenger RNA. Its product is annotated as putative defense protein. Gene Ontology annotation, cellular component: membrane. NCBI's taxonomy places the organism in Eukaryota, Metazoa, Arthropoda, Arachnida, Ixodida, Argasidae. The coding region runs from base 302 to 889 and encodes 195 amino acids. The transcript has 4 exons. The record is from RefSeq and is a predicted model, not a curated record.
CCAUCACGCACGAAUGCGUCUCGACGCACAAUGAAGGCGAAAAGGCGUGUCUUUGUUUCGUUCCUCGUCAUUUCGCAGUAUUCCAAUGGGAAGCGUCUUUUUGACAAUUGGAAAAAGGUGCAAGGACACGAAGCGAAUAGUUCAUUCGUACAUUUCACUUGUCCCAUCGCGUUCGGUGCAUUGUAUUUUCAUUUUAGGUAUUGUAUUCUCUAUCCGGAAUAAGUAUACAACACCCUUAUCGGCAGUGUGAGGAAGAAAGGUUGGUCGCGCGCAGUCUCCAUUUUGUUCUUUUGGAUGCUUCAUGGAAUUGAAGAAGACCCUGUUGAUGUUUCUGUUGAUGCUUUCCGGUCAGUGCUACAGAGACGGAGCUCCUAGGACCGCCUGCAAAACAAUGGAACCCAGACACGAUGUUGAUCCACAAGAAUCGCUGCCCCCUUAUACAAUUACCGUGGACUUCACGGGAAAGGACUUCAUAGUGAAGCUGAGCGCGAACAACGCUGGGGCCGCGUAUCGAGGAUUCCUUCUGCGAACCAUCAGAAUACAGGAUCUGCAGGAGAGCUAUCUCCCGGGAACCUUUACUGAACACAGGGAUUCUCCUAACAAGGUCCUCCAAGUGAUCUGCGACGGUCAUAGAAAGAAUGCAGUGACACAUACGACGAACGAGGCUAAGAAUCGUACCAUCGUCCACUGGGUGCCUGACCGACGACCAAGGAAACCAAUCCAAGUGGUCUUCAGGGCAACUGUGGUGCAUUCCAAGCAGAUAUUUUGGCUUCGCGUGGACUCCAAACCAGUGCUUAUUACGUCUUCUGCGGCUACGCUACUACCCGUGACGAUUUGGACGCUGUCAUUCUGCUACAGUAUUCCUCUGCUUACAACCAAUAAACAUUGAUGUAUAUCA